GGUUGGCCGCGGCUCCUUGUCAGCAUCGGAGAUGGUCAACCACACCACCUUAGGGAUAAGAUUGGGGCUGUUGCAGAACUGCCAAGCCUAAUCCAAAUUCGGCGCUCAUCUGCACGGCACGGCCAGCACCGAUGGCGUCGUGCUUGGCCGGCAGCUGGUCACUCUGCUGCUCGGCCGGGUUGUGUUGUUAGCGCACGGUCCGCCCGUCAGCUUUGAAAUGAAAUGCGGCGGGCGUGAUCUCCUUGCCCUGCUCCUCCGCGCCACCUCCAGCGCCGGUCGCCGGCAGUCCGGUACCUGCGCGCGUGCGCUCCACCCGUUCGUCCUCAAGUCCGGGCGCGCCUCCGACCCCCGCGUGGCCACGGCCCUCGCCGAUGCGUACGCCAAGUCCGGCCUCGUCUCCCACGCGCGUCAGAUGUUCGACGAAACGCAGCGCAAGGAUCUUGUCCUCAUCAACGCCAUGAUAUCCUGCUACGCCUUCCAUGGCCUCGCGGGCCAGGCCUGGUCCCUCUUUGCCGCCAUGCGGAGGACCGGCGGUCCCGGCCUCGCCGGGGACGGGUUCACCUUUAGCGCACUUCUCCGCGCUCCGCGCCACGCCGAUGCCAACGCCGACGCCGAGGUGCUGCUCACGCUGGGGUCCCUGGCGCACGGCCUCGUGCUCCGGCUGGGCCUCCUCGCGGACGUGGUGGUCGCCACCGCUCUGCUCGACAUGUACGCCAAACGUGGCCGCGUCGCCGAUGCGCGCCGGGUGUUCGACGAAAUGGUGGUCAGGACCGUUGUCUGCUGGAACGCGAUCAUUGUCUGCUAUGGCCAACACGGCAGAGGCAAGGACGCUGUCGAGCUCUUCCGAUGGAUGCUCAGAGACGAGUGCCGCCCGGACGAGCUCACGCUUGAGUUACUCAGCUCAUGUGCGAACAUGGCGGCGGCAGAUGAGGCUACUCAGCUUCAUGCUUACGCUGUAGAUAGGGGGUUGCAAGGGUUUCUGCAGGUGGCCAACGCUCUUGUCAUGGCAUACGGUAAGACCGGUUUUGUUCAAGAUGCGACACAAGCAUUCACCAUGAUCAAUAAUCCUGAUAUCGUUACACGGUCUUCCAUGGUUUCUUCCUACGUGUACCUUGGACAUGUGAAGGAUGCAAUUCAUGUGUUUGAGAGAAUGCUCCAACAAGGGCUGCCUGAUCGCAUUGCCUUCCUUGGAGUUCUUUCUGCUUGCAGUCAUGCUGGGCUCAUUGAAGAUGGCUUACACUAUUUCCUUAUGAUGACGAGGGGCUACCGAAUUGAACCAAGUCCACAGCAUCUUGCUUGUAUGGUUGAUCUCUUAGGGAGAGCUGGAAGGAUUGAAGAUGCUUACAAUAUUGUAGUCAAACUUUCCUGCAAAAGAAAUGCUGAUGUUAUUGGAGCUUUCCUGGGUGCUUGCAAGAUGCGAGGCAAAAUUGAGUUGGCAAAGUGGGCAGCUGAUAUGCUACUAUGCUUGGAGCCAAAUGAGCUAGUAAAUUAUCUGCUUAUGUCCAACGCAUUUGCUGCUACAGGAGAUUGGAGCAAACUUGCAAAAGUAAGAAGUGUGAUGAGGGACAGGUGUGGCAACAAGGUGCCUGGCUGUAGCUGGAUAGAGAUAUGUGGCACAGUUCAGACGUUUGUGUCCAAUGAUAUAUUUCUCCGUCAGUCGUUGGAGAUGCAACAAAUGAUGGAACUUACUAUUAAAGAAGUGAAAAAAGAGUUGAUUUAAGACAUAUUUGCGAGAAUCCAAUUUUAAUUUCAAUUUUUUAGAUGAAGAAUUUCAUAAGGGGACAUAUUUGCGAGAAUCCAAUUUUAAUUUCAAUUUUUUAGAUAAAGAAUUUCAUAAGGGCAGUGAAUCCUGUGAUAUUUUCUCACGGUUGAUCUGUUCAGCUGGGGUUAGUUUGACACCUGCAACAGUCACAUAACCUAUCAGUGUGAUCAUUCUCAUGUAAGUUGAAUGUCUUUAUUUUGGUGUAUUUAUGUCAAUUGACCGUAAACUCUAA
This is a messenger RNA of Phragmites australis (common reed), 1994 nucleotides long. Its product is annotated as pentatricopeptide repeat-containing protein At2g46050, mitochondrial-like. Gene Ontology annotation, molecular function: RNA binding; protein binding. Lineage: Eukaryota; Viridiplantae; Streptophyta; Magnoliopsida; Poales; Poaceae. Gene Ontology annotation, biological process: RNA modification. The record is from RefSeq and is a predicted model, not a curated record.